GAAUCAGCACGUUUGUUUUUCAUUGGAUUUCCGCGUCGUCACAGAUGACGUAGGCGGAAGUGCCGCCAAAACCGCUGCUGUCAUAAUUUCAAAACAAGUAGAAACAUGAACGACAGGCAGUUGUUCGUUUUUAUUAUUUGUUUUUAUUUUUGGUAGUAGGGAGUGCGGAAGUACUUUCUGUAAUUAUUUACUCUAUAAAUGCGUUUAGUCCCACUCAAGAAGAGAUUGAUCCACAGAACUACGAUAUUUUAAAACCUAAAGUAACUUGAUAAAAGGCUCGGGAUCGUUGGAAACAAGAUCAAGCUGCACUCAAAAGACAGAACCCUUCAAAGGCUCAUUCUUAAAGGAUGGAGAAUGGUGCUCCAUCCUCUACAGAGGAGGGUUUCCUCUCCAGGAUGGCGAUCAAUGAUAACAAGGCUGGUAUGGAGGGUCUUGACAGGGACAGGAUCAAUAAGAUCAUAAUGGAGUCGUCCAAGGGGUCCAGGUUUUACGAGAAUGAGCUGAAGAAAGAGCAGCAGGUGAAUCAGCGCAUUGAGAAAAUGAUGCUCCAGAAGGCGCAGAUCACAGAACAACAGUUAAAGAAAGCGCAGUCUCAGGUGGAAAAAAUGACUUCGAAGCUGGAAAAGAGUCGUGAUUUAAGUCGUGCGAUUGUGCAUGUGGAUAUGGAUGCUUUCUAUGCUGCUGUGGAGAUUAGAGACUGCCCCGAGUUGAAGGACAAACCCAUGGCUGUGGGAUCCAUGAGUAUGUUGUCAACAUCUAACUACCACGCCAGGAAAUAUGGGGUUCGAGCUGCCAUGCCAGGCUUCAUUGCAAAGAAACUCUGCCCAAAUUUAGUCAUUGUUCCAACUAACUUUGAUAAAUACAGAGCUGUGAGUGAUGAGAUCAGGGAGAUUUUUGCAGACUAUGAUCCUCAUUUCCAACCAAUGAGCCUGGAUGAAGCCUAUCUAGAUUUUACAGACCACCUGGAGCAGAGGCAGAGUUGGCCAGAGUCCUCACGUACACACCGUUACCGUGCCAGCAGCCUGACUGCAGAUGAAAAGCAACCUGAGGAUAUUCAGGGAACAGAAGCAGACAUAGAAGACCUCUCUCCUGUCCUGUUUGAGGACAGUCCAAGUUCCUCUCCCUGCCUUCCGGGCUCUGAGGGUGCUGCUGGUGCUUUCGAGGUGUUUGGGACAUCAGUGGAGGAGGCUGUGAGAGAGAUGCGCUUCCGUGUAGAGCAAAAGACCAUGCUGACCGCCAGUGCAGGAAUUGCUCCAAAUAUGAUGCUUGCCAAGGUGUGCAGUGACAAGAACAAGCCCAAUGGACACUAUAGACUCCCUCCCACCAGAGAGGCAGUUAUGGACUUCAUCCAGAACCUUCCAGUUCGCAAAGUUUGUGGAAUUGGGAAAGUGAGUGAGAAGAUGCUGAAUGCGCUGGGUAUCACCAGCUGUUCCCAUCUUGGCCAGCAGAUGGCGCUGUUGUCAUUGUUGUUCUCAGAGACAGCAUGGCAUCAUUUCAUGGAGGUUUCUUUGGGUCUGGGCUCCACAUAUAUACCCAGGCAUGAAGAAAGAAAAAGUAUGAGCACCGAGAGGACAUUUAGAGAGCUGAGUAAUGCUGAGGAACAGUUGUCUUUAUGCAGGGAGCUCUGUGAAGACCUGGCAGAGGACAUGCAGAAAGAAAGUUUGAAGGCUAAAACGGUUACACUGAAGAUCAAGAACAUAAAGUUUGAGGUGAAAACCCGGGCACAGACCCUCCCAUAUGCUGUUGCUACAGUGGAGGAGAUCUUUGCUGUUGCUAAGGAUCUACUGAAAACAGAAAUAGAAAAUGAAAGCCCCCAGCCACUCAGACUGAGGCUCAUGGGUGUUCGAAUGUCUGCUUUUGUCAGUGUGGAUGAUAAAACACCCAUGCAGAAGAGCAUCAUUGGCUUUCUUCAGCCGGGCAAGAUCGACUGUAGUGCAUCUCCCCAAAUAAUGCAUCAGAUCCCUGAGAAAGACCAACUCUCCAGUCACACCUACCAGACCUCACAGCCUUUACAUUGUCUGUCGGUGCAGAUUGGUCAGAGAGGAGAGGGAAUUAUCUGGCCAAAUAAGCAGAAACACAUAGGGGGAGACCAGACUGGGGAGGAACCCCGACAGUCUUUCUUCCAGCGGGCUCAUGCCAAAAGACUGCAGCUUCAGACGACGAAUGCACCCACUGGAGCGGAAGGAUGCAGAGAGAAGUCUUCUGUGACUGCCUCGAUAGACAGGCAUCCAAAAGAGGAUGUUCUGUCUGCAACAAAAACAAAGACAAAUGAUUGUACAGCUCCAGACCUCUCAGAAAAUGAAUCUGUUUCUCCUGUGCAGGCCCAUGCAUCCACAUCAGGGUAUGGGACGCAUCCCAAAAGCCUCACUUGUCCAGUGUGUUCCAGGCAGGUAGAGACGACCGAUUUGAAUGUCUUCAACAUGCACAUAGACCAAUGUCUCAAGGAUGCUGGUACAACAGCAAAGGAAAGCAAAGAUUCAGAUGAAGAGUCAAAUUUGGAUCCAGAGAAUGACCGUCUGGAAAGUGCAGUAGGGCACAAACGGAUCGGGGAGUGUGAGGAUGAUGAGGAGCAAUCAAUAAACAGUGAAGGGUUGGCGUCAAGCAGAAGUUUUCUUCAGGAAGGCCAACAGAGUUUGAAAAAGGAUUCUGUUCAAAAGGUUUUGCUAAAUAAAGGUGACAAGGAGCCUGUGACACCAGUGAAGUCUCAGUCACGUCAAGGUAAAAGUCCCGCCCUCGUCUGCCCAGUGUGUCAGCUGACCCAGGACACUGAAGACCUCACUGUCUUCAACCACCAUGUGGACCUCUGUCUGAACCAGGAUGUCCUACAUGAACUGGGGGGUCAGACAACAUUUUCCAUAAAUCCAUCUGCAGUUAAAAAUAACAAAACUACAGAGCGGGGACAUUACCUGCCAAAAGCAAAAGGCAAAAGCAAAAGACGAGACUCGCCUUCCUCUCCUCCUCCUAAAAAGGCUAAAGGACGUGGUUUUUGCAACACCAUAGACAAGUUCUUCAGGUGAAGUCACUCAUGCAGAAGGUUUAUGAAGGCACCCAGUCCCAGCGAGUCACUGCUACAAUACAUGCUACACAACCAUCCCACCCUAAUCUGUUUUCAGUUUCUUUCCUCAAGAUGCUGCUGACUCAAAAGAGGAAGCAAUUGCACAUUAUUGUCCUUAAGCCAUUCCAAGAAUUAAAGAUGAAAACGGGUAGUUUUGUUUAACUCUAUUUAAAUCAGUGAAGUUUCUCAUGUUUUCCUUCACUUCCAGUUUUUGUUGUUUAUAAUUUAGUAAAGUUAAAAUUAUGAUUUAAUAUGUGUUACAUGGUACAUGAGGAUGAUUAU
Molecule: messenger RNA, 3337 nt
Organism: Cololabis saira (Pacific saury)
Lineage: Eukaryota; Metazoa; Chordata; Actinopteri; Beloniformes; Belonidae
Gene: polk
Product: polymerase (DNA directed) kappa
Exons: 14
Coding region: 348-3017 (889 amino acids)
Biological process (GO): error-prone translesion synthesis
Cellular component (GO): nucleus
Molecular function (GO): damaged DNA binding; DNA-directed DNA polymerase activity
Source: RefSeq, a predicted model, not a curated record